CGAAUUCACCUUUCUCGCCAGACAAUCACGCUGCAGCAGCCAUCAUCGUAUUUCAACCAGAGGACCCGUCGACCGCCUGAGCAGCAGCACGUCGCGCCAGCACCACCGCCGUAUCGCGUGCCUGUGAGCCGCCGCACCACUGCAUCUCUUGCCCGUGAGCCGCCGCACGCCGCACCUCUGCAUCGACCGCUCGUUUGCAGCCCACCUCUGCAUUGCGCGACUGUCGUUUGCCGCCCACCUCUGCAUCGCACUCCUCUGCAGUUCAGCAGUUCAACGGCCUUCCUCUCAGUAGAAGCUCCAAAAGCACAACCCCAAAUGCAUAUAUAGAAUUAUAUGUUUGAGAUGCUAGGCACAUGCUAAACAGGUCCAAAAGCACAACCCCAAAUAGCUGAUUAGUUGCAGAUGCUAGGCAGUGAGUACAUAAGGACUGAAGACAGCUUUGUCUAGGAGAAUGCUAAUUAUAGAAUUAUCAAUAUCAUCAUAUCAGCGUUUCGGUUUCAGAAAGUGGGAAGUCCAUUCUGCUCUCAGCGAGGGGCAGGAAAUACUGCAGGCGAGCUUGAAACUUGAAAUCGCAGGGUGAUCAAUUCAAUUUUCAGAAGAGUUAUCAAUCAACAUAUCAAGAAAAUGCCAGUGAGAGUGGUCGAAACCUCUGCACCUUCUCAAAUUUCAGGUGCAAAUUCUGAACAGAUUUCGCCGCCAUUUUGUACCCUCCUGAGUGUUGGACAGGCUUUCUCUGGUACCCAGAAUGUUUCUAGUCUACAAAAAGAUGAAGCUUGGAGGGUUAAUGUCCGUAUUCAAGGAUGUGACCUUGAUCAUGGUUACUUAUGUGGCACUAUGGAAGCUCUGAAUGUUCCUAUGGCUGACACGCCGGUAGUAACCUUUUGGGAGGGGGAGAUUGUUGAUGGCAAGAAUUACACUUUCUUCACUGGCAAAUGGGAAGCAACAUCAGAAGAUGAUAUAAGGCACUGGACAAAGUUUCCAUCCUUUUCUCCUUUCUUGUGCCAAGUGGAGGUUGAUGGUGGCAAAUCUUUGGACUUGAGUAACUACCCAUACAUAUUUAUGAGGUGGAAAGAGCAAUAUUUUGUCAAUGUCGGAACUGACUGUGGGUUAACGAUAGCUGGCUUUUACUAUGUUUGCUUCUCUUGUACAGAUGGCUCAAUCAAUGGGUUUUAUUAUGAUCCUAAUAGCAGAAAUAUGGAUGUGCUUUCAACCAGCACAUUGAUCUUUCUACUUUAAUCAAUUAUAGUUUUUCUGCACUUUGAGACAAAACUGAUUGAUGAAAUAUGCACUCCAAUCAACCUGCUGCAGCCCAUUUCAGAAGCUUGAACUGAAAUCCACCAAUGAGGGACGAUCAGGCUUCAGUUUUUCAUCUUAUGAAUUGCAGUAAAAUGAAUUAUGGGCACUUCAUUCCAGUACUAGCUACUGCCUGGAGUGAAAUUGUUUAUGGAGCUUGGCAACCUAGAACUACAUCUUUGAGGAUGAUGAAGAAUUUGCUGGGCCAGAAGAACUCCAACCUAUAUAUAUUUGAGAAAUGUUUUGAACAGCUUUGUCUAAUCGCUUCUUAAGCGUACUGAUGUGCUUAAUGCUGAAUGAUUUGUUCCAGUCAUAUUUAUCUUUAACUGAAUAUGCAUCAUUGUAUGGUUUGUCA
Manihot esculenta (cassava) is the source of this 1648-nucleotide messenger RNA. RefSeq names its product glucose-induced degradation protein 4 homolog. Gene Ontology annotation, cellular component: extrinsic component of membrane; GID complex. The transcript is spliced from 10 exons. The record is from RefSeq and is a predicted model, not a curated record. Gene Ontology annotation, biological process: proteasome-mediated ubiquitin-dependent protein catabolic process; protein targeting to vacuole; negative regulation of gluconeogenesis. Bases 625 to 1236 code for a protein of 203 amino acids. Lineage: Eukaryota; Viridiplantae; Streptophyta; Magnoliopsida; Malpighiales; Euphorbiaceae.